UAGGACGGUUUAUAAACAGCUGAAACAGGGAGAGGGGGAUGUGAGUGGCCCCAGCGCUUCAACAGGAGUUUAUUGCUCCCUUUCACUGUCCACUGAAACUUUCUCAACUUUUAAUUUCAAGCCUUCAUAUUUUUCUUCCACCGCUGAAAUGACGACCACCGGGAACUCCCUGGCCGGGGAGGGGAUGUAUUCCCAACUCAUAGAGGACGAGGGCUCAUAUGACGAGUUCAACAGCAGGCCAGAUGUUGGACUUGGCGCUCACCCAGUGUCCCCAGUCAGAAUGAUCCCCAGGCCGAGUGGCCCCGGGCCCUACCGCUUCGCCAUCAUCUGCCUGGCAGUACUUUGUGCCAUCCUGCUGAUCUCCAUCAUAGCCGUCACUGCACACUAUAAGAGCAAGCCUCAGGGUGGUGGUGAAACGGCCUCGGAGAUACAUAAGCAGACGCAGGACGCAAAUGUGUCGGCUCUGACCUCUUCCAUCAGCAAGCUGCAGCAGGAGAAAAUCCAGCUGCAGAAAGAGAAAGACGAGCUGAAAGCCAAACUGGCCGCCGCCAUGAUCACUAAAGCUCCUGAGGUGAUAAAACCAACGAUGAAUGUGGAGCCCGCACAAAUAGUCUGCCCCACGGACUGGCAUCUCUUCAGCAACAGCUGUUACUUCAUCUCAAGAAACACGAGGGAUUGGCCUGAUAGCCAGUCGUUCUGCCAGAAACAAGGAGCUCACCUGGCCAUCAUUCACACGCCCGAGGAGCAGACGUUUCUGUGGAAUCUUCUACCCAGAGGCCACUGGAACGCCUACUGGUUUGGAAUCACUGAUGAGCACACAGAGGAUCAGUGGAAAUGGGUGGACGGCACCCCGCUGGUCGGAGGUUUUUGGGAGGUCGGCGAGCCCAACAACCACAUUGACGAGGACUGUGGCUACAUUGUGAAAACACGUGUGUUAGAGAGAGUGGCGAUCCGAAGCUGGUACGACGCCCCCUGCAGCAUGUACUGGCCCUUCAUCUGUGAGAAAGAGAUGGGUGCAGGUGCCAGCAACGCUGCACCCCACUGAGAAACAUCUUUUACAGAGGGAACAUGAGAGACACUUUUUCCUGAAAUGAAUAUAUGGUAUUUUGGACUUUCCCUUUUUUCAUUCAUAACAAAAGCAUGGACAGUCCGCUUUGUCCAGAACACUAGAUACACGCCUGGUUAAAAGUGUAUUAAAAUGGAUUAAUAAGUUUACAAUAGUACAGAGGAAACUAAAGGUAGCUGUACUCUGCAGCAGUAAUCAUACAUUUAUUUUUAUGAGUUCUUUAUACUGCUUUAUACCUUUGCUUCCUUAUGCAACUGACUAUGUAACGAAUAUCAGCAUUUAAAGAAACUUUUUUGAUUAUACUUAUAGAUUAUACUUUUAUACUUUAUUUCUUUUAGGCAUCUAAUAAUAAAAAUAGGAAUAUUACAUUAACACAAGAUAAAAUAAAAGGUGAAAAAGUCCAGUUAUGAUUAAAAAUUGUCAAUUAAUUUAAUCAUUACUAAAUUUAAACAGGUUACACCACACACAAACUAGUUCUUACAUACAGAUUAGUUGUUACUAAAUAUUAACACCCAGUUACAGCCAGGUUUGACUGCUACGUAGCUGAGCUAUGUACAAACCUAAUAGAAUCACUUUCACUGGCCAGGACUCGGUUUUACAUUGCUCUCAAUGUACAUGGACAGAACAAGCAUAAACAAACAGGACAACAAUCUCAACAAAAACAGACACAAACUACCAUGUGCAGAUAAACACAUUUAUACAUUUGUAGACAGCAACACAAUAGUGCAAUGCAGAGUGCAAAGGAUGCUGGACAUAAGGUAUUUUUAUGAACAUAAUUGGUAGCUAACAUAGGACACGUUAAGAUAUAUAUAUAUAGAAAUUAUUUUCUGACCAGACAAUGGAUCAAAAGGCUUUUUUAAAUCAUACUUUACAAACAUAAUACACAAAUUACAAAGUGUUAUGCGUACAUCAGACUUAACGACUAAAUAGCAUCAUUUAGUUUAGCAUAAUCUGAUAUUUCCCACACAGUAACGCCCAUUUAUCCAUGUAUCGUAAAACUUCAAUUAAUAGCCUGGGCUUUUAUUUGCUCAAAUCAUUAAUCUCACCCUGCCUGUAUUUGGGACGGCCGUCUUAUAUGGGACAGGACUUUAAUAAAUGAACAAUACUUUGGUGCUCACUGUUUCCGUAAAAUUAACAGAACAGUUUGUAGCAUGUCCAUCUUGACAUAUGUUUAAACAUUUAUAUUGGUAUGCCUUGCACAAUCUAAGCAGCUUAGAACUAGCUCAAGCGAUCGACCCGGUGGGCUUGAAGAGGUUUUGUACAUCCAAGAACUGUAAAAAACAGGCGUCUAAUUGGGAUGUUUUACAGUAUGCAUAUAUAAGUAAAAUAAUUAUAAUAAUACCUGCAUUUACAGUGGAUUGGCUGUUAACUUUAAUUUAUCUCUUGAAAUCUGUUAUUGGUGGAAGAUUCUACUAUUCUGUUUAGUUACGUUAGUAGUUAUUUAGUUAGUACGUAUUUUAAUGCUUUUGAUUGAACUGCACUUAUCUAUGCAGCUGAUUUACAUGUUACUUGAGUCUUUACUAGCUAAGAUACUGCUAACAUUUUACUAGCGCAACCUCAUGUAGUAAGUUGCACUGCGAUAGUUUCUAUAGUAAUAGUUUCAGGUUGCACUACAGGUUACUAAGAACUCAGGCGCUACAGUGUCUCAGUGUCUGUUAAACUGAGCUUUUUAGCACUCAAUAGUGUUUAUAUCAGAUAUAUGUAAACUGUACAUAAAUCAAGUGUCAUGAUGUUAAUAAUGUGUGAGUAUGACUGAUGUGUUAGUGAUGUCACCACUUCAGAAAAUGAUCAAUUUGAUGUUUCUAAAGAUGUCAAAGUUUUUGUGUUUUUUAAGCUACUCAGUUGAUUCUUUUGAAAUGUCACAUAAAUCAAAUAUUUGAAAUUAUGCAUAAAUGUGUCCUGUAGAUCUUGUAAAUAAAUAAUAAUGGUAAUUGUUUUGUA
This is a messenger RNA of Micropterus salmoides (largemouth bass), 3007 nucleotides long. Its product is annotated as CD209 antigen-like protein E. The transcript has 6 exons. Lineage: Eukaryota; Metazoa; Chordata; Actinopteri; Centrarchiformes; Centrarchidae. Bases 149 to 1045 code for a protein of 298 amino acids. The record is from RefSeq and is a predicted model, not a curated record.